GUAUGUAGCUGGUGAGCUUGUUGGUCAAUCGCUAAGAAGGCUUACAUCAGCGUAACCGUGGCUUUAAAACAGUGCGCGACCAGCGGCCAACAGAAACGGACUUGAAACAAUCGAAACGACAAUUCGUGCGGACAAAGUGUGAAUUUUCGAAAGGAAUACUUAAAAAAACAAUCGAAUUAAAUAAAACGGGAAAAUAAAUAACGUGCAAUUUUCACAAUUUAUAUUCAUAUAAGAGUUUUUUUAACAGCGCUAUUGAUUCAACUUCAUCUGCAGGAGACUAUAAAAGUGCGCACACUUGUGGCGAAUUGACGCGUUGUCGCAUUGUGCAUACGAAAUCAGUUUUCACUUUGUUGUUGGAUGUGAUUAAGGAAAAGCAGUGAAUUUAAACAAAUAAUUCAAUUGCGAAAAAGAAUUCCUGAAUUUCUGAAUUCUUUUUCAGCGAGCCAAACCAACAAAUUAAUUCAAUCCACGCUCACGCUCACGCACACACACACAGCUAAUAAACAAAUCAACAACAACAAUCACAAAACAAACGCUCAAAAAUGAUGCUGAAAUUCGUUUUGCUGGCGUACUUGCUGCAUUUGGCAAACGCCGCGCCACAGCUCCUCACUUUCAGAGAUGGUAAAUUUGGCGUCAAUUUUGGUGGAUAUCAUGCAGAGGCUGGUCUAGGCGGGCUGCUUACUGGAGAUGCGGCACAUGGAGGUCUCAGCGCUUCGGCGGGUACACCUUUCGGUCAAAGAGCUAGUGCUGGCUUAGGAGGCAGCGUUAACGGCGAUGCAGCUGGUGUGCUGUAUGCCAACGCUGAGGCCAAUCCACAAACUGGCGCAGAAGCUAUACUUGGCGGUGAUACCAGAAAAGGUGGUUACUCGGGUUCACAUGCCUAUGCCGCUGGUAAAAGUGUGGCCAGUACAAAAAAUCAUAUCUUACCGGGUGCGUUCGAUGCUCAAGUCGACUCAGUGACCAGUGGACCCAGCAAUGUGGUGCAGACGCGUACAUCGGCAGAGGCCAACUAUGAUGGCAUCCAAAAGAUUCGACCCCCGAAGAAAUACCUAAUCAAACCCAGUGCCAUCAGUAGUGGCACAGAUAAAUAUCGUAAUGAUUUCGACCACAAAACCACUGCUACCCACCACACCAACACAGAAGGUGUUCUUAAUCGUGCGAAUGGCAUAUCAACUGUUGAAUCAGCUACAAAAAAUACAAAUAUCAACCAGAAUGGCGACAGUAAUGAUGACGGCACUGACGCCGCUGCCUCAACAACUGUGGAACAGCGCAAAUAUGCUGCGAAAACAAUUAGCACACAUGUCACUGACGUGCCACAUCCUGCAGCAGCCAGCACAGCCACAAUCGCUAUCGCCACCACAAAAAACGCAGAUCUCAACAGCAGUCAACAGCGCGACGACAGAGUGCCACAGCCGGUAGUGAAAACACACGCAGAAGGUUUUGCCGACAUCGUUGCAGCACCACCCACCAUCGUAGUGAGUAGACAACGCCUGCGGCAGAAAUCACGCAUCCGACCACAGGCUCUGCAUAAAAGAGAGCGCCAACAACAGCGACAACGUGAACGCGAGCGUCUUGUACAAAUACAGCGCGUCUACUGGAAGGAGAACGCUGGAAAUGAGGAGGGUGCCUUACCAACCAGAACCAAGGUAUCCGAUGUGGCAGUGCAGCAGCGCACACAGUAUGCUGCACAAGCCAGCGCGAAUGCUAACGCCAACGCCAACACCAACACCAACGCCAACGUCCACUCAGGUGACAACGUCGCACAUUCGAAGCAUCUAACCAAGCGUGUAGAAAACCACCACUUUGAUUAUUCCGCCCCAUCACCUAUACCCGAGUUGAACCUGAACAUUGGCCCAUCUCUAGUGACCAGCGCAUUAAAUAUACCCAUUGGAAUUUUGCAUUCACUGCAGGAAUCAUUGGGCGGCUUGGGCGCUGCAAAACAAGGAUCUGCUGUCAAAUAUCAUUAAAUGACGUAGUGAUAAACUUAUGGAAUUAUAUAAGUUAUAUGUGUAAAUGAUUUGUAUGUAAUCGAUAAUAAAUAUACUUAUAGUAUUUUUUUC
This is a messenger RNA of Anastrepha obliqua, 2060 nucleotides long. RefSeq lists its product as uncharacterized. The record is from RefSeq and is a predicted model, not a curated record. Lineage: Eukaryota; Metazoa; Arthropoda; Insecta; Diptera; Tephritidae. The coding region runs from base 543 to 1967 and encodes 474 amino acids. The transcript is spliced from 6 exons.